Molecule: messenger RNA, 1996 nt
Organism: Mercurialis annua (annual mercury)
Lineage: Eukaryota; Viridiplantae; Streptophyta; Magnoliopsida; Malpighiales; Euphorbiaceae
Product: ethylene-responsive transcription factor RAP2-7
Exons: 10
Coding region: 325-1803 (492 amino acids)
Biological process (GO): regulation of DNA-templated transcription
Molecular function (GO): DNA binding; DNA-binding transcription factor activity
Source: RefSeq, a predicted model, not a curated record
CCUACUCGCCGAUCAUUUCAUCUCUUUUCUCGCCGAUUUUUUCACUAAAUGUGAACCGCUUGUUCUAGCUUUCACACACUGUCUCUCUUAAACGUCGUCGUUUUUUUCUGUAUUUUUUCUUUCUCCGGUGAUCAGAAAUUUUAACUCGGCAGUUAUUCUGUUCAUUUUGUAGCUCGCUAGUUUAGUUUGUUUUAGAUUGAAUAUCCGAUCCGGUCGAUCUCCGGCGUUGAAUAUUUUCCAUUUUUUGUUAUUGUUUAGCUUAUUUGAGCUUAAUUUUAAGAUUUUAAGGACGAUUUUAGCUAGAAAAAGCUAAUUUUGGCAAAUAUGUUGGAUUUUAAUCUGAAUGUGGAAUCGGCCGAGUCAACUCAGUAUUAUCGUCAGUAUGAUAAUCAUAAUAAUAAUAAUAUGAACAAAAAUUACAAUUAUACAGAAGGAUCGGCAACUACCUCUAAUUCAUCAGUGGUUAAUAAUAACGUGAAUGCUGAUGCUUCUAGCAGUAACGAUGACUCGUGUUCUACACGCGCCUACACUGACGCUGCGACUAGCAGUUCCAAUAUAUGCACUUUCAAUUUUGAUAUAUUGAAAGUGGGGAACGAAAGCAAUGUUGGAAGUAAUCAAAACGACGCCGUUGUUGCAACGAAGGAGUUUUUUCCGGUGGAGAAAAAUGGGAGUCUCUUGUUUGACAGUCGACAGCAGAUGAUGAUUGGCGGAGGAGAGGUGCGGGUGAUGCAGCAACCGUCACAGACGCAGCAGCCUAAGAAAAGCAGGAGAGGACCUAGGUCUAGAAGCUCCCAGUAUAGAGGUGUUACCUUCUAUAGAAGAACUGGCCGCUGGGAAUCUCAUAUCUGGGAUUGUGGAAAACAAGUUUAUUUGGGUGGAUUUGACACUGCUCAUGCUGCAGCAAGAGCUUAUGAUCGAGCUGCUAUCAAAUUUAGGGGUGUUGAUGCUGAUAUCAAUUUCAAUCUCAGUGAUUAUGAUGAUGAUCUUAUGCAGAUGAAGAAUUUGACCAAGGAAGAAUUUGUGCACAUACUCCGUCGCCAGAGCACUGGUUUCUCAAGAGGGAGCUCAAAAUAUCGAGGGGUGACGCUGCAUAAAUGUGGCCGAUGGGAAGCGAGGAUGGGGCAAUUCCUUGGGAAAAAGUAUAUUUAUCUUGGGCUGUUCGACAGUGAAGUAGAAGCUGCAAGGGCUUAUGACAAGGCAGCUAUCAAAUGCAACGGAAGGGAAGCUGUGACCAACUUUGAGCCGAGUACGUAUGAAGGGGAGCUGAUAUCCGAGACCAAUAAUGAAGGUAUUGAACACAAUCUUGAUCUGAACUUGGGGAUAUCACCUUCUUUUGGCAACAGUCCCAAGGAAAAAGGAGGGCAUCAGCAGUUACACUUGGGCCCUUAUGCUUUCGACAGCAAUAGUUUAAGGGAGAACCCGGCUACUCCAAUGACAAGUGAUCCACCUUUCAGACAGCCACCAAGGACAUCAGAUCAUCCGAUGUUUUGGAAUGGUGUAUAUCCUAAUUUCUUUUCCAACGAGGAAAGAGCAACAGAUAAGAGAAUUGAAUCAGGCUCUUCACAGGGACACCCAAACUGGGCGUGGCAAAUACACAGUCAAGUCCCGGCUAUCCCAAUGACAAUGUUCUCUACUGCAGCAUCAUCAGGAUUCUCAUUUUCGGCCACUCCACCAUCAUCUGCUGCCAUUCUUCCAUCAAAACCUCACCACCACCCAGCAGCUCACAAUCUCUUUUUCACUUCACCGGCUACCAUGCCGACCGGUGCUUCUCAAUUCUACUGCCCGGUGAACCCACAGCCAUAAUCCAUUGUUUCUGCUUUGGAGGUAGUAGAUAAUAAAAGAAAACAAAUUAUAUCACAGAAAUUGCACUUUUAGAUUCCUUAUUAUGAAGUUAUGAUUGAAUAUAUUGAUCACAUACACACUAAUAUGAGCUCUCUUACUCUGUCAAAAAACCCCAUAACUAUAGUCUUCUAUUGGAUAAUUAACUAUCUUAUUA